GGCGGACGGAGGCGGAUGGAAGUUGUCUUGAAGGUCCUCAAGGAUGGAUUUGCAGCUGUCCAUGUGUCGUAUUCGUAUGGAUUUGCGAUAAUACUGCUCACUAUUCUUGUCAAAGUUGCCACAUUUCCAUUGACCAAGCAACAGGUCGAAUCAACGCUAGCAAUGCAGAAUCUUCAACCAAAGAUCAAAGCUAUCCAACAAAGAUAUGCAGGAAACCAGGAAAUAAUACAACUUGAAACUUCUCGUUUAUACAAACAGGCAGGGGUCAAUCCUCUGGCAGGAUGUUUCCCUACAUUGGCUACAAUACCAGUCUGGAUAGGCUUAUAUCAAGCUCUUUCAAAUGUGGCAAAUGAGGGACUACUAACUGAAGGAUUCUUUUGGAUUCCUUCUCUGGGAGGGCCAACAUCAAUUGCUGCUCGGCAAAGUGGAUCAGGAAUCUCCUGGCUAUUCCCAUUUGUGGACGGGCAUCCACCACUUGGUUGGUAUGAUACUGCUGCAUACCUUGUUUUACCUGUUCUUCUUGUUGCAUCGCAGUUCGUGUCAAUGGAAAUAAUGAAGCCUCCACAAACAGAUGAUCCAGCUCAGAAGAACACGAUGAUUAUAUUUAAGUUUCUCCCACUCAUGAUUGGCUACUUCUCUUUGUCUGUUCCAUCCGGAUUAUCGAUAUACUGGUUUACAAAUAAUGUUCUUAGCACAGCACAGCAAGUAUGGUUACGUAAAAUGGGAGGUGCAACGCCUGCUGUGAGUGAGAAUGCUGGUGGGAUAAUCAGCGCUGGACGUGUGAAACGAUCAGGUUCUCAGUCGGAGCAAUCGGGUGAAAGAUUUAAACAGCUGAAAGAUCAAGAAAAGAAGAAAAAGAAUUUUGCACUGCCUGCAAUUGAUGUUCAGGCCAAAGUUGAUCCUGAGCCUGAAUCUGACUCAGACGAUGAAAAUGACCCUGAAGUUCUUUAAACACCCCCAGCGCCUUGUCAACAAGACCAUGUCGAGCGAGCCCUGUAAUUAGUGCAUUGCAAGCCCCAACUUCCACUUGACCCAUAUCUUCAAGCACUAGUGACAUCUCUAAGGCACAUCCACAUUUGCCGUACAUAUCAAUGAGUGCACUCACAAUACACUUGUCAACAGCAAAACUGUUCUUGAUCACAUACCCAUGAACUUGGGUGCCUGAACUUAAAUACCCCAAGUCACCUAUUGCAGGAAGAACACUAGAAAUGCUAGUCCCAUCUGAUUUAAAACCAUGCUUAUGCAUCUGCUGAAACAUCAAAACUGCAUCCAGAAAACACCCACUUCGAUUAAACCCUGCAAUCAUACCAUUCCAAGACACAGUAUUCGGUUGAAACCCAAGAUUUUUAACCUCGUUAAAAACUUUUCUCGCAUUAACUGCAUCCCCUUUCCUUGCAUAACCAGCAGCCAAUGCGCUCCAAGAAACAACAUCUCUCUCAACCAUAUUGUCAAACAGCUUGUGAGCGUCAACUAAUUCAUCACAUUUCACAUAAAAAUGAACCAAAGAAGACUGAACAAAAGAAUCCAAGGAUAUACCAGAUGCCAAAGAAAACCCAUGAACUUGCUUUCCGAUUUUAACAGCCAGUAGUCCGGCACAAGCCUUGAUCACACUCGGCAAAACAUGGGCAUCCGGGAAAAGCCCGUGUUUGAGCAUUCGAGAAAAUACACUGAGAAUGUUAUCAAAAUCGUUAAACUUGGAAGAUGCAUUAAUAAGGGUAGUGAAUGAGAUAAUAUCGGGUUCGAACGAGAGAAUGUUUUUGGCAUCAGAAAAGCAGCGGUGGUUGGCAUAGAGAGAGAGUAGCUUGGUUCUAUAAUAAGGGAAUUGACAGAGACCUGUUCUGAGUAUUUGGGCAUGGAUCUGCCUUACCUGAGUUGGUGAUGCAGUGGAACUUCUGCUUAUUAGAUGCUCUAGGUCUGGAAUCCGAGACGAAAUCGAAGAAUCGACUCUCAAUUUUCCGGGAUCCAACGCCACCGUGUCUUCAAUUGUGUGGCCGGAAAAAUUGUCCGGCAGGCCGGGAAAAGGUUCCCGGAAGUCAUCCGAGUGGGCAUUCUCAGCCGGAGUGGGAUUAGAGCAAGCGCAAGAUGUGGUCAGGAGUCUCCAUAAUGCAGGGGUUCUAGUGUUUAUGUGAAAGGGUUUAGCCGAAGAGAAAUACAGAGAUUGGAGUGGAGAUUUGAGUGAUGACAUUUAUUUUCUGA
Erythranthe guttata (spotted monkey flower) is the source of this 2196-nucleotide messenger RNA. The record is from RefSeq and is a predicted model, not a curated record. NCBI's taxonomy places the organism in Eukaryota, Viridiplantae, Streptophyta, Magnoliopsida, Lamiales, Phrymaceae.